This is a messenger RNA of Helianthus annuus (common sunflower), 989 nucleotides long. Its product is annotated as long chain acyl-CoA synthetase 7, peroxisomal-like. Gene Ontology annotation, cellular component: endoplasmic reticulum; membrane. Lineage: Eukaryota; Viridiplantae; Streptophyta; Magnoliopsida; Asterales; Asteraceae. Gene Ontology annotation, molecular function: long-chain fatty acid-CoA ligase activity. The transcript has 11 exons. The record is from RefSeq and is a predicted model, not a curated record. The annotation marks the transcript as partial.
AACCCUAACUACACUCUCUCCCUCUUCUCUAUAACCCAAACUACAGCCGCCUUCACCAAUCUUCCUAUCAUCAUCAAGGGUUUUAGUUUCUUAAAUCAUCCAAAUCUCCGAUUCAAAUCUCAGAUUCUGGUUAUUAUCAUCGAGAUUCGCCCGAUUAGCAAUGGAAGUUCGUUACCUGGUGUCAGGGAUUUUCUUAAAGUGUGCUUUGGUUGUCCUGUAUCUGAGGGGUAUGGAAUGACCGAGAGUUCUUGUGUUAUAACGUUUAUGAAUGUCAACGAUGUCACCUCGGGUCACGUGGGCGCUCCUAAUGCUGCUUGUGAAGUAAAGCUUGUAGAUGUUCCGGAAAUGAACUGUACAUCCUAUGAUCAACCAUAUCCUCGUGGAGAGAUCUGUGUGAGAGGACCGAUUGUCUUUCAAGGCUACUACAAAGAUGAAGUGCAAACGAGAGAAGUAAUCGAUGAAGAAGUAUGGCUUCAUACCGGAGACAUAGGAUUAUGGUCACCUGGAGGCCGCUUAAAGAUCAUUGACCGGAAAAAGAACAUUUUCAAAUUGGCACAAGGAGAGUACAUAGCUCCCGAGAAAAUCGAGAGCGUAUAUGCGAAGUGCAACUUUGUGGCACAAUGCUUUGUUUAUGGUGACAGCUUCAACUCUUCUUUAGUUGCUAUUGUCUGUGUGGACCCUGAUAUGCUCAAAGCAUGGGCUGCUAAGGAAGGAAUAAAGUUUGAAAGUUUGGAACAACUGUGCAAUGACCCGCGGGCAAGAAAAGUUGUCCUUGCCGACAUGGAUGCAGUUGGAAAGGAAGCUCAGAGGUGGUAUGGGUUCGGACAAUUCCAAUUGGCAUUUUGAGUUGAAAUAUGACCGGCGGGUUGCUCUCCCAGUAGCUGGGCCAUGGCCAAUAGCCCAUUAUAAGCAUGGUGUGGUCGUCAUAGAUGAAAAGCUAUACACUGUUGGUGGAUGUCGUGAUGGGAGGCAGUUAGCUGAUGUUUAGG